AGCUGCAGCUCGGACCAGGAGGAACCAGGGCAUCCACAGACUACAGAACUGGAGGAAGACUCCAGCGGUCAGGAGAUGAAGCAUGAGGACGUAGAGGUGGAUGUCUCAUUGGUCAAUGUCGCUGAUGUGAAAGUUGAAAAUGGUGAACCAGGACCAAACUGUGACCAGCUGCUGUUGCACACUUCUCCUGAAGCUCAAAACAAAGAUGAGGAAGGGACUGAAAGUUUACGCUCAGACUCCAGUAAAACUGUAGAUCCGGAGCCAAUGAGACGACACAGUGACCACGAAGAUGCUGCUGUCCCGUCAGACAGCAACUGUAAAUCAAAGAUGACCAGGACCCACACGGGGAAGAAGGUAUUUUCUUGCAGCACUUGCAGGAAGGAGUUUAGUAGAAGUAGUAAUUUAAUGGAUCACAUGAAGAUCCACACUGGUGAAAGGCCGUACCCGUGCAGCACCUGCGGAAAAUCGUUUAGACACUCUUCACAUCUUAAAAACCACAUAACCACGCACACGGGCGAGAAGCCCUACAUCUGCAAAACAUGUGGAAAAAGUUUCACGCAACGGUCUAGCCUGGUGGUUCAUUCGAGGAUCCACAUGAGCGAGAAGCCCUACAACUGCAAAACAUGUGGAAAAGGUUUCACGCAACGUUCUGGCCUGGUGAUUCACUCGAGGACCCACACCGGUGAAAGGCCGUACGUGUGCAACAUCUGCAGAAAAACCUUUACUGUAUUAUCAGCUCUUAAGCGCCACAUAACCACGCACGCAGACGAGCUGCGAUAUUUGUGCAAGACGUGCAACAAAGGUUUUAGCUGCAUAAUUGAUUUGCUGAGUCACAUGAAAAAUCACCCGGAGGAGAAGUCUGGUGACUCGUGACAAAUGAAGCUCAUGUUGUUCAAUUCAAUUCAAUUCAAUUCAAUUUUAUUUAUAUAGCGUCUAAUACAACAGAUGUUGUCUCUAGACGCUUUCCAGAGAACCAGAACAUGAACAUAAACAUAAACCCCCCGAGCAAUUGUCGUCCUCCGGGGGCAGCUGUCCAUAGGCCUGGGACGAUAAUCAAUAAAUCAAUUAAUCGGGCAGACUGCGCGGACCGGACCCCAGUUUCUU
Molecule: messenger RNA, 1104 nt
Organism: Cololabis saira (Pacific saury)
Lineage: Eukaryota; Metazoa; Chordata; Actinopteri; Beloniformes; Belonidae
Product: oocyte zinc finger protein XlCOF19-like
Exons: 1
Coding region: 76-873 (265 amino acids)
Source: RefSeq, a predicted model, not a curated record